Molecule: messenger RNA, 2728 nt
Organism: Quercus robur (English oak)
Lineage: Eukaryota; Viridiplantae; Streptophyta; Magnoliopsida; Fagales; Fagaceae
Product: wall-associated receptor kinase 2-like
Exons: 4
Coding region: 165-2525 (786 amino acids)
Biological process (GO): cell surface receptor signaling pathway; protein phosphorylation
Cellular component (GO): plasma membrane
Molecular function (GO): protein serine/threonine kinase activity; ATP binding; calcium ion binding
Source: RefSeq, a predicted model, not a curated record
CCACUUGAUCAAGAUGUAAGAUAAACACAAAUCCACCAUAAACACUCACUUCAAAUCUAGCGUACUAGGCGGGCCUUAUCUUUUCGUCUGCUUUUAAAUAGUCCAGCAUCUCUACGAAGUUUCCAUACACCAAAAAAUCAAUCUUCUGGGAAAAUAGUGGGGCUAUGGGUUUCCUUAGGAUGCUUAUGCAAGUCAUCUGGGUUGGUGUGAUAUUAUCCGCAACAAUGGCAGCCGCAGCAAAAGCGUUUCCAAUAGCCCUGCCUAAAUGCCCCGACAUAUGUGGAAAUGUUAAAAUUCCAUAUCCAUAUGGCACAACUAAAGGUUGUUACCUCAAUGACACUGCUAUUUUUGGGUAUUAUUUUAUCAAUUGUACUACCAACGCGUACGGCCAACCUCAACCAAUGAUUGGAGACUUUAACGUUUCAAGCAUUUCCAUGGAAGAAGGUGAGAUUGAGGUCCAGAUGUAUAACUCUCUUGACUGUUACGACAAGUCAGGCUCGCUUCUGAGAAAUAACUCACCAUCACUCACCCUUCCCAGUUUCACAGUUUCCGCCACAAAAAACAAGUUCGUGGCAGUUGGCUGUGACACUUACGCAUACCUUAAUGGUAUUCUGAACGGUCAAAACUUCUCCGUGGGCUGCCUGUCCAAAUGUCAAACCAUAGACAAUGUCGUCAAUGGGACGUGUUCUGGAAUUGGGUGUUGCGAGGUGCAAAUUCCUGAAGGAAUGAAAGAAGUUAAAUUUACAGCAUACAGCUUUAAGAAUAACCACACAAAAGUCUGGGAUUUCAAUCCAUGCAGCUACGCUUUUAUUAUCCGAGAAGACAAGUUCAAAUUCUCUUCAGAUUAUCUUAUUGGUCUACAAUACAACGAAACCUUUCCCAUGGUUCUUGAUUGGGCAAUUGGUAAUGAGAUGUGUGAAGUUGCUCAUAACAAAGCGAAUUACCUAUGUGGAGCGAAUACCACAUGUUCUAAUCUCAAAAACCAAGUUGGGUAUCGUUGCAAGUGCAAGGACGGUUACGAAGGGAACCCAUACCUCAGUUGCCAAGACAUUAACGAGUGUGAAGCUAAAGAGCUUAAUAACUGCACAAGUUAUCAAUAUUGUGUCAAUGAACUCGGAAGUUAUAAUUGUUCGUGCAUGGAAGGGUACCAUUCGUAUGGGAAGGCAUGUGUCCCUGAUCAAUUUGCUUCUAAUGAAUCAUCACUAUCAAUUAAACUCACAGUUGGUAAGUAUAUUUAUUUGAAAGUAAUGAUUAUAACACACUCAUCAUUGCAUACUCAUUAUAUACACAAUGCCAUGAGUGUGUACAGAAUGUGUAUCGGUCUUGGUCUUUUAGUCUUGCUUGUGGGAGGUUCUUGGAUAUAUUGGGGCUUGAAAAAAAGAAAGCUUAUCCAGCUAAAAGAAAAAUUCUUCCAACAAAACGGUGGCAUACUAUUGCAACAGAAACUAUCUAAUUAUCAAGGUUCUGUGGAGACGGCCAAAAUUUAUAGUGCAGAAGAGCUUGAAAAGGCCACCAACAACUAUAAUGAGAGCAGAGUCCUAGGACAAGGAGGUUAUGGUACAGUUUAUAGAGGAAUAUUACCAGAUAACAAAGAGAUUGCUAUUAAGAAGUCCAAAAUUGGUAGUCAACGUCAGGUUGAACAAUUCAUAAAUGAGUUCACUGUGCUUACUCAAACCAUCCAUCGGAAUGUUGUUAAGCUAUUAGGUUGUUGUUUGGAAACAGAAGUACCUUUACUAGUUUAUGAAUUCAUCACAAAUGGGACUCUUUCUGACCACAUUCAUGAUAAAGGUCGGUCAUUCUUCCUUUCAUGGGAAAAGCGUUUGAAAAUUGCAGCAGAAACUGCAGGAGCACUUGCAUACUUGCAUUCUGCAACUUCUGUGCCGAUCAUACAUAGAGAUGUUAAAACUGCAAAUAUAUUAUUAGAUGAUAACUUCACAGCUAAAGUGUCUGACUUUGGAGCUUCCAGGUUGAUUCCUCAUGAUCAAACAGAAUUAAACACAUUGGUGCAAGGAACUUUUGGGUACAUGGACCCAGAAUACUUCCAUACUAGUCAACUAACAGAAAAAAGUGAUGUUUAUAGCUUUGGUGUUGUUUUGGCAGAGCUUUUGACCGGUAGGAUGGCACUUUCUUUCAAUAUGCCUGAAAGUGACAGAAAUCUAGCAAAGUACUUUGUUUCUGCAGUAAAUGAUGAUCGCCUAUUUCAAAUUCUUGAGGAUCACAUUGUCAAUGAAGGUAAUAUUAAGCUACUAAAGGAAGUUGCUAAUAUUGCAAAAAGUUGCUUAAGUCUGAAAGGCGAGGAUAGACCUUCUAUGAAGGAAGUGGCAAUGGAAUUGGAGGGCUUGGUUAUCAUGGAAAAACAUCCUUGGGGAAAUGCUAAUGUCAAUAUAGAAGAGAUUGAGAACUUGCUCAAUGCACCUACACAAUCAUUCAACAUUGAUAUUGGCACAAAUUGUUCCAACAAUACAACUACAGGGUAUGAUAGCAUGAUAAACCAAGUAUUGAAACCACUGGAUGGCGGAAGAUAAUUGGUUAGUCCACCAUAGUAUAAUUGCAUCAAUUGAGACUAAAUUAUUGAUAUAUCUAUUAUUUAGCUACAAUCAUUUUAAGACUAAAGGAUAGAAUUGGAGGUGCAAUUGAACUUAUGUAUGACAUUAUAUAUUUGAAUAUGUAGAUUGGCUCGUUUUGUGUAUGACAUUAUACACAUGUUGUAGAACAGAUAAAAUUUUGG